Molecule: messenger RNA, 639 nt
Organism: Cynara cardunculus var. scolymus (artichoke)
Lineage: Eukaryota; Viridiplantae; Streptophyta; Magnoliopsida; Asterales; Asteraceae
Product: probable mediator of RNA polymerase II transcription subunit 37c
Exons: 2
Coding region: 1-639 (212 amino acids)
Biological process (GO): protein refolding; cellular response to unfolded protein
Cellular component (GO): cytoplasm
Molecular function (GO): ATP hydrolysis activity; ATP binding; misfolded protein binding
Source: RefSeq, a predicted model, not a curated record
AUGGUAAAAUACAAGGAUAGAAGAAGGAUUUUUUCUGCUGAAGAGAUAUCUUCCAUGAUUUUGAUGAAAAUGAAAGGGGUUGCUCAGACAUUUCCUGGUUCGACUGUUGAAAAGGCGAUGAUUACUGUUCCAGCUUAUUUCAAUGAUUCUCAACGACAAUCAACAAAGGAUGCUGCCAAGAUUGCCGGACUUGAAGUUCUGCGCAUGUUUAAUGAACCUACAGCAGCUGCUUUAGCUUAUGCUCUAGACAAGAGGGCUAGCACAGAUGGCAAGUCACUUUACGAGCGGAUCAUUCCUGAUGAGGCUGUUGCCUAUGGUACUGGAUAUCUAGCUGCAAACUUGAGUGACCUGGCUAGGGAACUAACUACUGGCAGGAACAAAGCGAUCAAGAUAACCGACGGCGGUGGCCUGUCAAAAGCGGAGAUUGCCAAGAUGAUUAAAGAUGUUGAACGAUAUAAGCAAGAGGAUGAAGCACACAUAAAGAAGGCGAUGGCCCAUAAAGCUUUAAAUGACUAUGCGUAUCGGUUGAGAGUCAACUUAAACCGAUACAAGAUGCGGUUGAGUCUAAUUAUGGAUAUGGGGCUUAGUGUUAAAGACUUAGAAGAGAUAGAAUAUGAGAUCAAUGAGACAAUCGAGUGA